CAAAAGUGCACAAAAGCUAUCAAAAUUAAAUAUUGUGAUUGCUUGGAAAUAAAAAUAGGAAUAACAUCAUGCCAGGCUCUGUCGAAAAUGUGACUGAAAGUGAGAUGACAGAAAUGAAUUAUCAGUAUUACACAGAUGAUUAUUCAAACACAUCAAGUCAGAAUCAUACAAAUGCCACACAUGAUAAAUCUGAACAUGAUUUGGGAAUUGAGAUUGCAUAUUUAAUAGGAGAUUUUUUAACGCACUAUUACACACCCGCUUUGGUGUUGAUAGGAACAACUGGAAAUAUUUUAUCUGUAAUUGUCUUCUUUAAAACUAAGCUAAGAAAGCUCUCGUCGAGUUAUUAUUUAGCUGCUUUGGGAAUAAGUGAUUCGUGCUUUUUACUUGGUGCAUUUGUGUCGUGGUUAAAUUAUUACAAUAUAAAUAUUUAUAAUCGGGACUAUUAUUGUCAAUUCUUCACAUAUGUCAGUGGAUUAUGUAGUUUUUUAUCUGUUUGGUUUGUGGUAGCAUUCACAGUUGAGAGAUUUAUAGCUGUACUUUAUCCUUUAAAACGACAAACAAUAUGUACUGUUAAAAGAGCUUGUACAGUUUUAUUUGUGCUAUGCGUCUUGGGAUGUUUGAUUAACAUACCCUGUCUUCUAUAUGCAGCCCCACAAUACUCAAUUUAUUUAAACGAGUAUGUUUGUGAUGUCAAGGAAGAUUAUAAGUAUCAAAUGCAAAUAUUUAAUUACAUAGAUACAGCAAUUGUUUUCGUAUUGCCAUUUACAACAAUUGUGAUUUUAAACACCUUUACAGCAGCAGCUGUAUGGAAAGUUGCCGGUGUAAGGAGAACUAUGACUUUACAAAAAAGAGUUAAUGAAUUUCGGAGUACUGUCAACAAUCACUCGAAUACCAAUUCUCUAUACAAGGAGCACAACUUUAACAUUAAUUUACAUGGGAAGAAAAACUUAGCACUGAAAAAGACUGGAAAUUCAUCGCAAAUAAAAGUGACCAAAAUGCUUUUGAUUGUAUCGUCUGUUUUUGUGUGCUUAAAUCUUCCUAGUUACAUAAUGCGUAUUAAAGCGUUUUUGAUUGAAAAUGAUGGCAAAUCUUCUCAAGCAACUGUCAUUACGCAGUAUAUUUGCUGGUUCUUCUUCAUUACCAACUUUGGAAUUAAUUUCAUGAUAUAUUGUUUAAGUGGACAAAACUUUAGAAAAGCACUGAUUUCAAUGUUUAAAUGUAAAGGAUGUGCACAAACUACAAGACAGCAUGAUGGAACCCAAAAUACAAUUUCAGAGUAUAUAAAGACUUCAAAUUCUACAGCAUCAACAAAACGACGUAUUAUCACCCGAAAAGAGUUGCCUGGCAAUGACAGUCAAGAACUUCAUUACUUUAACACUAGCAUGAAGAAAUCACGGAAGAUUUAGAAAUCACAUCCUUAUUUAAACUUCACAUUCUUUUCAUUCUUUACAUACAUUUUUGUUAGGCACACGCACUUUUGUGAUUAAAUACAUGAUGUACAUAUAAAAGGAUUUUUCUUUUCAAUUCCUUUUAUGCUUUUGUAAAAA
Molecule: messenger RNA, 1547 nt
Organism: Chironomus riparius
Lineage: Eukaryota; Metazoa; Arthropoda; Insecta; Diptera; Chironomidae
Source: the annotation of a GenBank genome assembly